AUGGCCGACUUUCAAGAAGAUAUCAAAGCUGUCCCCGUCCAGAACCUUCCUGGUGUCCGCUCUGUGUCGCCGGUUGACGAGAAACGUGGAUCCACCGCCUCAACCGCCGCGGCGGCCCAAAAGAUCCUCGAGCACGGUCAAGAUGCCGACGAGGCAAUGAAGGCGUACGCUUCCGGCGAAGUCGUCGAGGUCACCGAAGCCGAUAACAAGCGACUCUUGCGCAUCAUCGACUGGCAUCUAAUGCCCCUGCUGUGUCUCAUUUACGGUCUGAAUUAUCUCGACAAGACAACCUUGUCCUACGCCAGCAUAAUGGGCAUCAAAAAGGACAUCAAUCUCCAGGGCGACGAUUACCAAUGGCUCGGUAGCAUGUUUUACUUUGGCUACCUGGCAUGGGAGUAUCCCACGAAUCGACUCCUUCAGAGACUGCCACUGGCAAAGUAUUCCGCGUUUUGUGUCGUCGCUUGGGGAGCCGUUUUGGCGUUAUUCGCCACCGUUUCCAAUUUUGGAGGAGCUGUUGCUAUCCGAUUCUUCCUGGGCGUCUUCGAAGCUGCCGUCACACCGGGAUUCGCAUUGUUCACUUCUCAAUGGUACACCAAGAAAGAACAAGGCACUCGGACCGGAAUAUGGUUCAGUUUCAACGGGUUCGGACAAAUCUUUGGAGGUCUCGUCGCGUACGGCAUCGCCGUCGGUGCCCGCAAGCAUGGUACCGCCAUCGCACCUUGGAAGAUCGUCUUCUUGGUCAAUGGAUGCUUGACCGCCUUUCUGGGCAUCAUUUUCUUCUUCGUGAUGCCGGACAAUCAACUCAACGCACGCUGGCUGAAGCCCAAGGAUCGGGUGUUGGCCAUUGAACGAGUCCGGGUCAAUCAGCAAGGCAUCGGUAACAAACAUUUCAAGUUGUAUCAGUUGAAAGAGGCGCUCCUGGACCCAUUGACUUGGGCAUUUGUGUUUUAUGCGUUGACAGCCGAUAUUCCAAACGGCGGAAUCAGCAAUUUCUUCUCGCAAUUGAUCGUUUCGUUCGGUUACACCGCCGAAGAGUCCCUGUUGUACGGCACGCCAGGUGGAGCCGUCGAGGUCGUCUCCCUCAUGUUUUGUGGGUGGUUGGGCGACAAACUCGGACAACGCAUCUUGGUCUCGAUGAGCGGGUUGACCAUUGCACUCCUCGGGAUGAUCCUCAUCGUGGCUCUGCCGCUGGACAACAAUUCUGGUCGCCUGGCGGGCUAUUAUCUCACUCAGGCCUCGCCGACCCCCUUUGUCGCCUUGCUCAGUUUGAUCGCCACCAAUGUCGCCGGGUACACCAAAAAGACCACCGUUGCGGCAUUGUAUUUGAUCGGAUACUGCGUCGGUAAUAUUAUCGGUCCACAAACUUUCAGACCAAAAGAUGCACCGAGAUACGAACCCGCCGAGAUCACAAUCAUCGUCUGUUGGGGUCUGUGUUUGAUUGACCUCGCCUUCAUCUGGUGGUAUUGUAGACGUCAGAACAAGCUCAAGGCCAGAAUCAGGUCGGAACCGGGUUAUGUCAAGUUGGAAAACCAAGAAUGGCUCGAUUUGACCGACAAGGAGAACCCCGAGUUCACUUAUAGCUUGUGAGAAUGAAACGGUUUGGUACGGAGAUGGAGUACUACGAGUAUC
This is a messenger RNA of Exophiala oligosperma, 1629 nucleotides long. RefSeq lists its product as uncharacterized. Gene Ontology annotation, molecular function: allantoate transmembrane transporter activity; dipeptide transmembrane transporter activity. Lineage: Eukaryota; Fungi; Ascomycota; Eurotiomycetes; Chaetothyriales; Herpotrichiellaceae. The record is from RefSeq and is a predicted model, not a curated record. Gene Ontology annotation, cellular component: plasma membrane. The transcript has 6 exons. Gene Ontology annotation, biological process: allantoate transport; tripeptide transport; transmembrane transport. Bases 1 to 1587 code for a protein of 528 amino acids.